Molecule: messenger RNA, 5167 nt
Organism: Mus musculus (house mouse)
Lineage: Eukaryota; Metazoa; Chordata; Mammalia; Rodentia; Muridae
Gene: Wipf1
Product: WAS/WASL interacting protein family, member 1
Exons: 8
Coding region: 886-2367 (493 amino acids)
Biological process (GO): protein folding; actin filament-based process
Cellular component (GO): cytoskeleton; actin filament; ruffle
Molecular function (GO): cytoskeletal adaptor activity; actin binding; SH3 domain binding
Source: RefSeq, a predicted model, not a curated record
CUUGAGAGCUGGGGUGACUAUCAGAGGAAAGAGGAUGGCCAGACAGGAAAGCUAGAAAUGACCUUCUUCCCCAUCUAGGGCAAAGAGGGACGUAGCCAGACACCCCUUCUUCUUUUCAUGCAUCAAAGUUAACUUAGUCCAGGAAGGCUAACAACACAGUGGCUCUGUUUUCUAACCCAAGAAUUAGGGCACAGUGUCUGACAGCAUUACUAAACAGGCUGCGUGAACUCGAGACUCUCUCAGGAAGUUCAGGGUGAGUGGCCAUGGUUGCAGCAGGACCCAGAAACGGGAGCCAAGAGUCGGUUCUGUUCUGCUGGCGAUAACGCAUCUCUUAGAGGAGAGUGUGGAGGCAUCUUGGUAACAGCACUAUCAAGGGUCCUUCCUUAGAUGUCUCCUGAGCAUCUCCUGAGUAUCAGAGACCCAUCUGCAGGAGAGUAUCCAAACCCCAGGCUCUCAUACCUGUCCGCCCUUGCAGGUUAUGGAACCCCAUACACUGGAAAGCCUAGGAAAAUGGGACUCUCUCUUUCCCUGCUUUUCUCUGUCCCAUAAUGUGGGGUUUCCCCUCCAGUCUUAUCUCCUCUUUACUUGUGCCCUAUGAACACCCAAAAGAGGCCAGGGAACCCCUGCAAGGAGAUGGUCUUUUCUAUAGGUGCGGGGCCAUCCUGUGUGUAAAUAGCAGAUGGCUGAUUGUGUCACAUGCCUCUGAGCAGUUAGGGAGGCAGACAGGAGAAGGUGCUGUGAGGAAGUGCAAUGUCACAUGCAGCUUCACAGGAAGCUGGCCAGAAUAUAGCUGAGGACCGCCGCCGCUGUGCUCAGUCGCUGUUCUCAGCGGAUUAAAGCAACACAGAUUUACCUUCAAGACUGCUGAAAUUUUAACUACCCAAGAUGCCUGUCCCUCCCCCACCAGCACCCCCACCGCCACCAACAUUUGCACUCGCUAACACUGAGAAGCCCACCUUGAACAAGACAGAGCAGGCUGGGAGGAAUGCUCUUCUCUCUGACAUCAGCAAAGGGAAGAAGCUAAAGAAGACGGUCACCAAUGACAGAAGUGCCCCAAUAUUGGACAAACCAAAGGGAGCCGGCGCCAGUGCUGGUGGCUAUGGUGGAGGCGGCGGAGGUGGUGGUGGAGGAGGAGGAGGAGGAGGAGGCAGCGGUGGAAAUUUUGGAGGGGGUGGUCCUCCAGGACUGGGAGGACUAUUCCAGGCUGGAAUGCCGAAGCUGAGGUCCACCGCCAACAGGGAUAAUGAUUCUGGAGGAAGCCGACCACCGAUUUUGCCACCGGGAGGAAGAGCCACAUCUGCCAAGCCCUUUUCACCCCCGAGUGGCCCGGGGAGGUUUCCCGCACCCUCCCCAGGCCACAGGAGUGGGCCCCCAGAGCCACCCAGGAACAGAAUGCCUCCCCCGAGGCCUGACGUGGGCUCAAAACCAGAUAGCCUUCCCCCUCCGGUACCAAAUACGCCAAGACCUGUUCCGUCGAGUCUGCACAACCGGGGAUCCCCAGCAGGGCUGGGAGCCCCCAGGCCCCCCUUUCCCGGGAACCGAGGUGCUGCUUUUGGAGCAGGCUCUGCGCGCCAGAACCCCUCCGGCUCCUCCUCUCCGUUUCCUAGGCCCCCUUUGCCCCCCACCCCAAGCCGAGCCUUGGAUGACAAGCCCCCUCCACCACCUCCUCCCGUGGGCAACAGGCCCUCCAUGCACAGAGAAGCGGUGCCCCCUCCCCCCUCACAGACCAGCAAACCUCCAGUGCCUUCCACCCCGCGGCCUGGGUUGGGUUCGCAGGCACCACCUCCUCCUCCACCGCCCAGCCGGCCAGGGCCCCCUCCUCUGCCUCCAGCUUCCAACGACGAGAUCCCCAGGCUGCCACAGCGGAACCUGUCCCUCACGUCCUCUGCACCUCCAUUGCCUUCACCUGGACGCUCAGGGCCUCUCCCUCCCCCACCCAGCGAGAGGCCCCCUCCUCCUGUAAGGGAUCCACCAGGCAGAUCAGGCCCCCUCCCACCACCACCUCCAAUAAACAGAAAUGGAAGCACAGCUCGGGCCCUGCCUGCCACCCCUCAGUUGCCAUCCAGGAGUGGAAUGGACAGUCCCAGAAGUGGGCCUAGGCCUCCUCUUCCUCCUGACAGGCCUGGUGCUGGGGCGCCGCCCCCACCCCCACCCUCCACAUCAGUUCGAAAUGGCUUCCAAGACUCAUCGUGUGAAGAUGAGUGGGAAAGCAGAUUCUACUUCCAUCCGAUUUCUGACUUGCCGCCUCCAGAGCCAUACGUACCGACAACCAAGACGUAUCCCAGCAAACUGGCCAGAAACGAAAGCCGAAGUGGAUCCAACAGAAGAGAAAGGGGCGCCCCACCCCUUCCUCCCAUCCCGAGGUGAUCUCUGCCUGCUCCGUUCUACCCAAGCUCCAAAGCUGCUUCUGUUGUUGCUGUUUGAAAACUGCACACCCCUCCUCUCGAUUUGCCACGCCCCCCCCAGAGAGAGUAGGAGGGAGGAACGGAAGCUGAGGAGGGGAUCCCUGCGUGUGGGGGUGGGGAUCGGGGAAAGAAGCGCCUAGCUGUUUAUGUUGUAUAUAUUCCUGAGCUAUUGCUUGUAUCAGCUGCAGCCUGCCAGGGUCAGACAUCCACUGCUUUUUUGCAACAGACUGUAGUUGUUAAAUCCCCUGAGAGCUGGUUUUCUCUAUGCCUUUCUUGCUCACAUGGCCUCUGGCCUGUUUCCACGAACCACACCGCCCAAGCGAGUUGCGAGCAAGCCCUGUGGUUACAGAACGUCCGAUCUUCGGCUGUCUGAGGAAGGCUCCAGGACAGAGCUGUCUUAAAAGAAACAUAAUGUGAGCCCCAUACCCUGUCUGAAAAUGACUAGCAGCUAUGUUUUAUAAAGGUAGAAGGAAACAGAUGAAAAGAAUUGCAUUUUACUCAGCACUGUGCAUCUGAAAUAUCACUUCGACUUGUAUUAUUAAUGAGCUAUUUACAUUUUUGGUACUAAGUCCUCACACUCGAGUAACCAUUCUGUACUUGGAACAAGCACACUGCCAGAUUUCAAGUGUCCACACCGGCCUCAGCACCACACUGUCAGACGGUCUGGAAGACAGGAGUUAGGACAGCUUGUGCCUAAAAAGGCAAAUUGAGUUUUAGCAAUUCAGGAGAUGUCCCAAGACGGAGUCAGAACUUGAUACAAUGUUUGGCAGGCAGUGAGACCUUAGAUUUUUGACCCUUAUUCUGCCUUUGUCCUUAAUAUGUAUGUCCAGGUGUUUCUUCAAAGUAUCUUAGUGAGAAAUGUAUCUAGUAGAGUUUACAGUCCCGUUUACAGUGGAUUGCAAACUCCACUGCAAGAAAACAAAACUGUGUGGGUACUCCCUGGCUUAGAACCAGCUGGCUUGUGCACUGCUGGUCACUGGCCUUGCGCAUCUUCUGUGGCUCUUCAGUCCUCCACCCCAGAGAAAACUCCUUCCUCAGGUCAGGAAAGGCUAGUAGGGCAAGAUAGGAGAAGAAAGUCAGAGAAUGUAUCAGAACUAUGGGAGAAGAGGAUAGCGUUGAUGAUGGGCAGAGCUCUACACAACCGACUGGGGUCAAGUAGAUUAAGGAGCUUACCAGUGGAACCUAGAAAGCAUUGGUGUUGAAUUUCUUGGGAGAAUCAUUGUCUUGGAUCUGUGCAAGUAAGUUCCACUAAAGGAUGGAUCACAAAAAGGGCCAGGCUUGCCUUUUUUAUAUAUAUGACUUUGUUUACAACAUUUUACUGGGACUUUCAAACCUAGCUGUAGAGUUGGAAAAAGAUUUCCAUUUUGAUGUUUUAUAUAAUCAUGUUUAAUGUUACCAUUGUCUAUUAAAGCACAUGGCCACAUAUGUGUACCUACCUGAACUUUGUAUUUUGGGUCCAGCGUAUUGCUCACAUGUUGCUGUCACAUGUUGCUGAAAGAUGCUAAUAAAAAAAAAUCAAUCCAAAGAAAAAUGGAAAGACAUUCCUAUUUAUAGAAUGAUUGUUUCGUUUAUAUAAAAGCAUAACUUAGGAGUUCUAAUAGAUGAAAAGUCUAAUAAAUUAUAAAGUGAUUGAUUUGAAUAUAUUGUAUUUUUAUAACUUUCCUUGCCAAAGCCCAGACCUAGUUCUUUAGAGAGUAGUUUUCCUCCCUUCUCCUCCACCAUUUGUCGGUCUUCCAUGAGAACAAAGAAAUAAAAGGGUUAACAAGCUUGACAAUUUUUUUAUUCCUAACAUUUUAAAAUGUAUUUCGAAUUCUUUGAUCUGAUAUUCACUAGGAUAAACAUCCUUUUCAUAGACGCUCAAUGACCUACUUUACUGAAAGUCGAAUUGGUCCUUCCUUGUGCUGUGUAUGGAAGAGAAAGGUUGGACUCAAAGAUUGUGGGUCUCAGUUUUUUAAGGGAUAGUGAAAAUUGGACAAGUUCUGGUAAAUAAAUCUCAGUUUUCAGGUACAUUUCUAAGUCAGGGACGGGUCACAGCUCAAAGUUGCCAUUCAUAAUAAAGAAGGUUUAGAAUGCAUUUUGCAAAGAAUGUUUCAUUAAUACACCUACAUCCUAUCUUUGGAAGUCAGUGACCCAAUUGCAUUUAAAACUCUUGAGAAGUUCUGGGUUUAGCUUAACCUAUGGUAAAUCAUUUAAAAAAAAAAAGUCUAUUUUCUUCCCUGAAAUCAAAGCUUACAUGUAUGUUUUUCCAUAAUAUUUCCAGUUAUGUGUAUUUAAGAUGCAAUGCAGUAUUUUAACAUUUGCAAAUCAUUUUAUAUGGAAAUAUAUUGCAGUAUUAAAAUUCAGUGUUCUGUGUCUAUUUCACUAUGCAUUUUAUUUACUGAAAGCUGAGAAAAUAUUUAACCCAAUGGUGCCUUACUGGUGAUCUGAAAAGAAUUGACUUGUUAUGUCUAAGUAGUGGAUUUGUUGCAUAUUUGUAAAAACUGUUAGGCCUUUAUAUUUUAACUUGUAAUAUCGAUUUUGUUAUUUUAGUACCAGAAACAGGGUGAUUAUUGAAGUCUCCUCAAACUUUUGGUAUGAAAUUUAACUUUCCCUGUUCAUAGGCAGGAGCUGUAGAGGAAUUUUUUCAUACCACUGCACUGUGUAAACAGACACAGACAUCUGUGUCAUCAGGGUAGUUAAAUGGUAGGGUAGAAUCUACCAUAGACACCUGCAUGUUUGUAAAUUAUCCAGACAAUGAAUAAAAAGCAGAAUGAUACAGUGUC